GUAGAGGCUUAUUUAUCCUCACGAGAAAAUCCUCUUCCCGCCUUCCGUCGUCUUCAAUCUCAUCUCAUCUCAUCUCCACUCCCUCACAAAAAUCAAUGCUACUUCCAGAAUGAGAGCGAGACCAGAUUCUUCUUCUUCUUCUUCUCUGCAAAUGGACACGCCGGAGAAGAUCCAGAUCGCUAACCCUCUCUCUAAAUUCGAGGAUUCCCCUGUUUUUAACUACAUCAAUAAUCUGUCGCCUAUCAAACCAGUGAAAUCGGUACACAUUACUCAAACAUUCAAUUCCCUCACAUUUGCAUCUCUUCCAUCUGUUUUCACUUCUCCGCAUGUCAUCUCUCACAAGGAAUCUCGAUUCUUUACAAGGCAUAUCUCUUCAGAUCCACCAAAACCUGAAUUUUCAUCUCAACAUCACACUAAACUUGGCAAAAAUGAGGCUGUUGAGGAUGCAGGCCAGCUGUAUGAUAAUUCAGCCGACCUACCCAAAAAUUUUGAUCCGGGGGUUUCCAUUGGAGAAGCUUCUACUGAGGCGCCAAACGAGCAAUCAAAGUUUGCUAUUGAGCUACCACGAACGUUAAAAUAUGAUUGUGGUAGCCCAGAUUGUGAUACAAUUCCUUGUGUCCUAGAGACAAAUAAUGGUAAGCCCCAUUCUAAUGGAGCAUCAGUAUCGCUUGUUCCUUUUGUUCGACUGGAUUCUGAAAAGGUAGAGGCUACAAAUGAAGCUACGGGAUGUGAUUGGGAGAGUUUGAUUUCUGAUGCUGCCGACCUACUGAUUUUCAGUUCUCCGAAUGAUUCUGAAGCUUUUAAGGGCCUAAUUCAAAAACCACUGGAUCCUGAUGUAAAAUUUUCAUCUCUUAGGUCCCAGGUUCCCCAAACGAUGCUUACAAGUGUAGUUGUUUCCAGUUCCAGUGAGCCACAAAAUGAGCCCUCCCGAACUGCAGAAGCGAGCAAACUUGGGGACAAGGUGCUAGAGAAUAUAGGCAAUACUUGUAUGAAUAAGUGUCUGCAUAGCAAUCUCACUGGUCAGGUGAAUAAUGAGUUGACAACAAGCAUUCCAUUUCCUUGCGAGACUGUUUCUAAUCUGCAUCGAGGUAUGCGAAGGCGCUGUUUAGACUUUGAGAUGCUGGCAGCUCGGAGGAAGAACUUUGGUGAUGGAUCAAGGUCCAGUUCUUCUAUUCGUUGCAACUGCAAGAAAUCAAAGUGUUUGAAACUCUAUUGUGAAUGCUUUGCUGCUGGAGUCUAUUGCAUAGAGCCUUGUUCAUGUCUCGAUUGCUUUAACAAGCCCAUUCAUGAAGAUACUGUUCUGGCAACUCGCAAACAGAUUGAGUCUCGGAACCCACUUGCAUUUGCUCCCAAAGUGAUUAGGAGCUCUGAUUCUCUACCUGAAACUGGGGAUGACUCCAGUAAAACACCAGCUUCAGCACGGCAUAAAAGAGGCUGCAACUGCAAGAAGUCAAGUUGCCUAAAGAAAUACUGUGAAUGCUACCAGGGUGGAGUUGGAUGUUCCAUAAACUGUAGGUGUGAAGGGUGUAAGAAUGCUUUUGGCAGAAAGGAUGGUGAGUGA
Messenger RNA from Carica papaya (papaya), 1561 nucleotides. The record is from RefSeq and is a predicted model, not a curated record. NCBI's taxonomy places the organism in Eukaryota, Viridiplantae, Streptophyta, Magnoliopsida, Brassicales, Caricaceae.